Molecule: messenger RNA, 1865 nt
Organism: Atta colombica
Lineage: Eukaryota; Metazoa; Arthropoda; Insecta; Hymenoptera; Formicidae
Gene: coro
Product: coronin-6
Exons: 6
Coding region: 195-1682 (495 amino acids)
Biological process (GO): actin filament organization
Molecular function (GO): actin filament binding
Source: RefSeq, a predicted model, not a curated record
AACUGCGAGGUCGAGAAUCGGCGUUCGUCAGCGCUUGUGGAGGUUAGCGGCGGGGAGAAGAGUCCACUUCCAAAAGCGUGCAUCUUCGACUGUCACAGCGGGAGAGGGAGAAUCAGUUCGCAAGUUCUGCUCGUACGCGCGUGUAAUAUAGUGGUGGUGCGCGGCGCAAAAUUCGCCAGAGAGCAGGUGCAGACAUGUCUUUCCGCGUGGUGCGCACCAGCAAGUUCCGCCACGUGUACGGAACUCCGCUGAAGCGCGAGCAAUGCUACGACAACAUCAGAGUGUCCAAGUCGUCGUGGGACUCGACCUUCUGCACUGUGAAUCCCAAGUUUCUCGCCAUCAUCGUGGAAUCAGCGGGCGGCGGUGCCUUCAUCGUCCUGCCGCACAACAAGGUAGGAAGAAUACCGGCGGACUAUCCUUUAGUAGGUGGACACAAGGGACCUGUACUGGACAUCGCUUGGUGCCCUCAUAAUGAUAAUGUCAUAGCCUCUGGUUCUGAGGACUGUGUUGUCAAAGUAUGGCAGAUACCUGAUGGGGGUAUUUCUAGGACAUUGACCGAGUCGAUAGUAGAUCUGCAAUUGCAUCAACGCAGAGUUGGUCUAGUGUUAUGGCAUCCCUCUGCAUUAAAUGUGCUGCUCACAGCCGGUUCGGACAAUCUUGUUAUCAUUUGGAAUGUCGGGACGGGAGAAGCUCUGAUGCGCAUCGACUGCCAUCCAGACGUGGUUUAUUCCGCAUGCUGGAACUGGGAUGGAUCUCGAUUAGUUACUACAUGCAAAGAUAAAAAAAUUAGAAUCCUAGAUCCGAGGUCGGGAGAAAUAUUGGAAGAAGCUAUAGCGCAUGAGGGAAGCAAGGCAACGCGUGCCAUCUUUCUUAGGGGUGGCUUGAUCUUUACGACGGGUUUUAGUAAAAUGUCGGAAAGACAAUAUUCAUUACGAGCUCCCGACAUGUUGGGCGAGCCUAUUGUUAUGGUAGAGUUAGAUACGAGCAAUGGAGUUAUGUUCCCUCUGUAUGAUUCCGAUACAAAUUUAGUAUACCUGUGUGGCAAGGGCGAUUCUGUGAUCCGAUACUUCGAAAUUACGCCUGAACCACCGUUUGUUCAUUACAUCAAUACUUUUCAAACUCCCGAUCCUCAACGAGGUAUAGGAAUUAUGCCAAAACGGGGCUGUGACGUUAAUAGCUGUGAAAUAACCAGAUUCUAUCGAUUAAACAAUUCGGGCUUUUGCCAAGUAGUAUCUAUGACAGUACCGAGAAAGUCUGAGCUCUUCCAAGAAGAUUUGUAUCCCGAUACUGCCGGUGAUACUGCCGCGAUCUCGGCAGAAGAAUGGGAGAGUGGUACUGACGCAGAGCCUGUACUGAUAUCUCUCAGGGACGGUUAUCAGCCAUCCGCUUCUAAGAAUGAACUUAAAGUACAAAAGAAAUCCAAUAUAUUGAGUAAAGGCGCGAAGGUCGCAUCUAAUGCGCAAAACGCUACGGAAGUUUUACCUGGGGUUUGCGAGGAAUUAUUGAAGGAAUGCAGAGAAGAAAUAAGAAAAUUAAAAGCAGUAAUCGUUAAACACGAGGGAAGGAUACGAGUGUUGGAAUCGGCGGUUGCUCUUCAAAUGAAAGAGGAAGAGAGGAAAGAGAGGAAGGAAAAGUCAGCGUCUCCCGAUGGUAAAGAGACACUUGCUUCCGAUGAGGUGUAAAAACGCCGAUUUUUGCCCCCGACGACUCCGGCGUGAUAUUGUACUUCUAACGAGAAUAUUUUUCACUAAUAUAUCGUCUAAUAAGAAUGAUCGUAUAUUUUGAUAUAACAACUUGUGUAAAUAGUAGGUUUUAGCGACGCCAUGUGCCCCUGACUCUCUGCAACGAUCUUUGCUAUUUAUUGU